AUGGAUACUAUUGAACCGUUUGCUGAUACCAACACCAACAAUGGUAAUAUUGCUGGCAGCAAAGAGUAUAAUGGACCCAAUGGUGACUCUAUUUCUGUAGAAAUAGUUAAAGAAACUAAAAAGUGCUCAGCUGGUUCCACAAAAGUCCUAAAUCACUUGUUCAAGACAAAAAAGUUUGGCAAAAAACAUUCCUCAAAAUGUAACCCAGAGCAUAAUGGAGCUGUAGGUGACUCCACAGAGUUGGUUAAACUAACUUCAAAAUCCGAAAGCAGUUCUGCAGGACAUUUACUAAAGUUGAUAUUGAAGACAAAAAAAACAGCAAAAAAGAAUUCAAAAUCUAGCCCAAACCUAUUGGACUUCAGUCAGAAUCUGGAAAAGGGAUAUCUGGCAGAAGCUAGCCAGCAACUUUUAGAAAGGGAGAAGGGCCUCUUCAUCUUACAGUCCUCAGCUAAGGAUGAAAGUUCCACCAAAGAUGAAAUAAAAGGUUUGACGGCGGACUAUGAGACCCUGAUAGAUCAUCUGAAGAUGGCUGUCUACAAUUCCUUUAUCAUGGACAGUCAGGAGGUGUUGAGAAGUGCCAUAAUGGCUAUAGUUCAGCAAGAGGAUCAAGACAGGCUCUGGGAAGAGGCGGCAGAGGAGCCCCCAUGUUGGCGACCCAUGAGAUGCCUACAGAUCCAUGACACGAUACUUAAGGAGGUAGUGGAGAUACGACUUAAGCAAGUAAAUGAAGAAGAACUUGAAGAAGGAGAAAUGCUUAAAAGAGAAGUGUUACAGAUAGGCAGUGUCAUUCAGAAUGACCUACUUCAGGUUGUCAAUUAUGUGCAAGGAUGUUACUCAUCAGAUUUCAAUGUGUGUAACAUAUAUGCUCAGCUCUACCAUCAAGCUUUCUCAACAAAACUCAGAAAACUUUUACAGUUCAGUGUUACUUUGGAGGAUUACAGAUUCAUACUUCAACAAAUAAACUUUUAUUUAAAGAACAUUUUGCAACAGGAUGAACUGAAGCCGCACAUCGACACUGAUUCAUUAGGAUCUUUGUUAUCUGAGGAGGAUCAUAAUUCACUGGAGGAGCAGUACCUGUCACACAAAAAGAAGGAGGUCAAUACUUGGUUGGACAACGCUCUAAAGUUAAAGGAGGCAGACUGGCAGACUAAUAAAAAACCUGAACUUGAUGAUGAAUAUUAUUUUUGCCAUCUGGCUUUAGAUGUUAUAGGGGUUGUUGAUGAAGCCAUAAAAGAGGUUGCAUUCCUUCUGGGCAAUGAAAAAGGACAGACAAUUUUGUUGCAGUUGGACAGCUUCCUAUUGGGUUAUAAGACCUCCAUGGCGGAAUAUCUUAAAAACCAGCAGCUAAACAUAAAUGAAAGCUUAAAAGCUGAGCUGUUUAAUAUCAGCAGGUUAAGGGAUUAUAUAGAGAAACAGGAGAAUCUUCCAGAUGAAGUGAAAGUAGCCUGGCUGGCAAUUGUGUCUGAGAUUAGAGAUGACUGUCACAGUUACUUCCUCCUGGGAAUACACAAAGGUCUCAAGGUGGUUUACUGUAAAUUGUGGACUCCAGCUUGGUUUUCAGAGCAUGAAAAGAUUAUUGAACAACUAGAAGAUACUUUGAUGGAGAAAAUUAACUCUUUGAAGGGGUUACACGGUGACUGUCAAAAGGAGCUGUUGACCCAGCUUCAUUUUGAGGUGAUGAUUGAAUACGUGAGGAGGAUGCUAAAGAGGAAAUUAAAACUAAAAAACAAGCAUGACCAGGAGGCAGCUGCACUCUUUCUCUGUGAGGACAGCAACAGAAUCAACACACUGUUUGGCAGAAAUCAAUCAGAGAAGAAAUGGCUGUCUGAAAUUUUACCCAGAGUUUCCGAGGUGAUAAAGGAGCAAGAUCCAGAAAGCCUUGUACUGGAAAUCUGUGCACUCUUAAAACACCACCCUGACCUCAGUGAGCAACAGAUCUGUCAGCUUUUGCAGCUGAAAAGCAGAUGUCCAGAUGUACGCAUGAUAAGAGAGUGUUACCAACAAACUAUAAGCAAUCUGCAAAACCCAGAGCUGACUCAAACUUUCUUCUCCCAUGUGCCUAAAAGUAUUUCAUUGAGCUUCUCUUCUUGCCUUCCCUUCUGUUGUUUUACCAAUGUGCUCCCAUGUAGAAAAUGA
Molecule: messenger RNA, 2136 nt
Organism: Clarias gariepinus (North African catfish)
Lineage: Eukaryota; Metazoa; Chordata; Actinopteri; Siluriformes; Clariidae
Product: exocyst complex component 3-like
Exons: 13
Coding region: 1-2136 (711 amino acids)
Biological process (GO): exocyst localization; exocytosis
Cellular component (GO): exocyst
Molecular function (GO): SNARE binding
Source: RefSeq, a predicted model, not a curated record